CCUUCCCUUCCCUGGGCCUCCCCCAUUGCCUCCCCCUGCCCCGCGUCCCUCGCUGGGCGCCGGGCCGGCGCGGGGGUCUGUGUGCCGCGCAGGGAGGGAAGAAGGAAGGGAGGGAGGGAAGCGGGAGGCGGGGAGGGAGAAAGAGAGAGAGAGGCAGAGGCUGAGCCAGAUCUUCAUGCCACUGCAGGCAGCAGCAGCAGCAGCAAAACUUUUGAAGAUUUGAAGAAGACAGUUAAGAGAACCACCAAGAAGACUAUUGCAGUAUUGUAGAUUUCUGAAGUCUGGUACCAGGAGUACGACUCCCAAAUUCCUCAUUGCUACUGGUGGCUGAGCCUUAUCCCAACAGCACUUGAGUGUUGAAUGUGCAGAGAAUAUCAUUCUAAGGACAACUGUCUCCUUUCUGUUUGAGCACCUGCUAUUAUAUUAAUACCCUUCAGUUGCCAAUAUGUAUCAUUCUGUGUCUGAAACCAAUCACCCUUUGCAAACAGAAGAACAAGAAAUAGGCAUUGAUCCCUUGCAGAGUUAUUUGAACAAGCCAGGGGGAGGAGGAUCAAAUGAAAAUGGAAGCACACACCACACGUCAGAUUCUGGUGGAACGUUUAUUUCUUACAGUAAAGAAUGGGAAGAACUAUUUGUAAACAACAAUUACUUGGCAACUAUAAGGCUGAAGGGGAUUAAUGGGCAGCUGAGAAGCAGCAGGUUCCGUAGUGUUUGCUGGAAGUUAUUUCUGGAGGUUCUACCCCAAGACAGAAGUCAUUGGAUUAAAACCACUUCAGACUUAAGAACUUCUUACAGUAAGAUCAAAGAAAUUCACAUUACAAACCCUCGAAAAGCAGGACAGCAAGAUCUGAUAAUCAACAAUCCACUCUCUCAGGAUGAGGGGAGUCUUUGGAAUAAAUUUUUCCAGGAUAAAGAGCUUCGAGCCAUGAUUGAACAAGAUGUGACAAGAACCUUUCCUGAAAUGCAGUAUUUCCAGCAGGAGAAUGUGAGGAAAAUUCUUACAGAUGUUCUAUUCUGCUACGCCAGAGAAAAUGAGCAGUUGCUUUAUAAACAGGGUAUGCAUGAACUUUUAGCUCCCAUUGUUUUUAUCUUACAUUGUGACCACCAAGCUUUUUCGCAUGCCAGUGAAGCUGCACAACCAAGCGAGGAAAUGAAAGUUCUUCUGAAUCCUGAAUAUCUGGAACAUGAUGCCUAUGCAAUGUUCACGCAUCUGAUGAAAACUGCAGAGCAUUGGUUUUCAACUUUUGAACAUGACAGUCAGAAGGAGAAAGAUGUGAUUAUUACACCGAUGCCAUUUGCAAGGCCUCAGGACUUAGGCCCAUCUAUUGCUAUUGUAGCAAAGGUAAACCAAAUUCAGGAUCAUCUGCUGAAGAAACAUGAUAUUGAGUUGUACAUGCAUCUGAACCGACUGGAGAUUGCUCCACAGAUUUAUGGACUGCGAUGGGUGAGGCUCCUGUUCGGACGUGAAUUUCCCCUUCAGGACCUCCUGGUUGUCUGGGAUGCUCUAUUUGCUGACAGUAUCACCCUGAAUCUAGUUGACUACAUUUUUGUAGCCAUGUUGUUAUAUAUUAGAGAUGCCUUGAUUUCAAGUAAUUAUCAGACCUGUUUGGGACUACUGAUGCAUUAUCCACCUAUUGGAGAUGUUCACUCCCUUAUCCUAAGAGCACUGUUUCUCCGAGAUCCAAAGAGAAAUCCAAGGCCAGUGACUCACCAAUUCCAACAAAACUUAGAUUAUUACAAAGCACGUGGAGCAGACUUGAUGAACAAAACCCGCGCCAGUGCUAAGGCUGCCCCACUGAACAUUAACAAAGUCUCCAACAGCUUACUGAAUUUUGGCCGGAAGCUCAUUGCUCCAGCUAUGGCUUCAGGCGGGGCCGUGGGUGCUCCUGCCAGUGGCAGCAGCUUCCCUCCCCCUGCAGCACCCACCAGAAGUGCAGCAGAAGCCCCUCAGCAUCAUCACCACCACCAGCACCAGCAGCACCAGCAGCACCAGCAGGCACAGCAGCAGAGGAUGCUGAAGUCCGAGAGCAUGCCAGUUCAGCUGGGAAAAGGCCAAAAUUCAAAAAACAUGAGCUCAUCCCCAAGCAUAGAGAGCUUGUCUGGAGGACGUGAAUUUACUGGAUCUCCACCUUUGCCUGCAUCCAAAAAGGAUUCCUUCUUCAGUACCAUCUCCCGCUCCCGUUCCCAAAGCAAAACUAUGAGCAGAAAAGAGUCGGAGGAGGAACUGGAGGCCCAGAUUUCAUUUCUACAAGGACAACUGAACGACUUGGAAGCCAUGUGCAAAUAUUGUGCCAAGAUGAUGAACACACAUCUUGGAAAUAUCCAAGAAGUCAUAUUACAAGAACGCUUGGAAAAAGAAGAUGAGAUUCUGGUUUCCUUGGCUGGCUUGAAGCAGAUCAAAGACAUCCUGAAAGGUUCCCUGCGUUUCAACCAGAGCCAGCUGGAAGCUGAAGAAAAUGAGCAAAUCAUGAUAGCUGAUGAUCAUUACUGUUCCAACAGUCAGAGCAAGGGGACAGCUGAUGUCCUAAAGGGAUCUGCUAUGGCAAAGCAACAGUUCAGCUCAGGACAACAGACUACAACUGAUUCAAGCACUAGUGAGAGCAAGAGCACAGAUGACUAUAUUAUGGUUUCCAAAGAAGAGGAAGGCAGAAGUGCUGCCCUGGAGCCAGUGCAGUCCCAUCAGGCACACAAGGAGGCAGUGGUGAAGCCAGAAGCUCCAUCUCGUUCUUCUUUGAUAUUCUCUGACCCUCUGAUGGGCUCCAUUUCAGCCUCCUCCAGCAACCUGAGCUCCAGCCCUGAUGAUGACAGUAGUAAUAACAGCAAGGAUUCUGACUUUGCUAUUGUCAGCCCACUGGACAUCUAAAGGAACAGGUUGGGAGAGUUUGGGAGGUCUGUUUUUACACCUUAGCUCAAAUUCCUAUGAUUCCACAGGCUGGAUAGUUCUUUGGAUUAUAAGGAUGGAAGAUAGAUAAAAAUAACCCAUUUCAGCUGCCAAAAGUCUGAAUUAACAAAAAGCAAGCAAACAAACAAACCUUGAAUUUAUGAAUCUGCAGCUCUUCAACAAAAGUAGGCACCUUUUAAUACCUGCCUUAAAUACAGUCCCAGUAAAACCCAGUGCUAAUAUACAGUUAUUCCUAGUUAUAGAGUUAUAUUACUUAGGAGCUUUAUUACUGUAGAGCUAUUGCUUUCCCAAAACAUAGAAUAGGAUGUGCUAGGCACCACAGUGGAUUAGGAAAUGUGUAGAUACUUGGCAUCAGACCUGAAGCAGCCAAAACAAGCUAGAUUUAAUAUUGUCCUUUUACAAAAUAUGUUCAACUGGGUUUUCUGAGGAGGGAAGGAUAGUGUUUCUUCAGAGACUGCAAUUAGAGAAGUGGGGAAUGUGUGUCAGAAAGAUUAAAAGCAUCAUCCUGGCAGCAGGCUUGUUCUCAGUUAAGGAAUUCCAGUUUCUUCAUUUUCAUCUGGCAGUAGCCUGAGGUAUGUUCAAGGCAGAAGUUUGUGUAGUUGUUCCUCAGCAUUCUCUUGCAGGGGAAUGUGUGAGAAAUUCCUUGAGAAUGGGGACCUAUACAAUAGAGCCUUAUUUCCUUUACCUACUUUUUUUUCCCUCCCUUGAGAGUUCCCUCUUUAUAUCUGUCUACUUCUACUCUCCCUGGCAUUUUUAUUUUACUGAGAUUACCACAGCUAAAACAGUAGGUGCAAGGGAAGGUACAUUAUUUCAUAGGGUUGACCUGAGCCAGUUGAACUAAAACUAGCUUGGCUAUAACUUUACCAGGGAAGGGUGCAAACUAAAAUGAAUUGUUCACAAUUAAAAGCACUUUAUGUCUCAUUACUAUUCUCUUCUAUAGAAUCUGUUUACAUAUAUUUCUAUACAAUUUCCACAUUUCUAAUAAAGAAAAACAUAAUGGUGCAGCAGCGUUAACCAACAGAAAUUUUCUAAUUAGCUGUAGAACUUUUUCAUCUACAGAAGAGUGCAUUUCUUUCCCAUCAAGUACAUAGUACAUCUAAUAACAGUUUUUUCAAGGAGAUAAGGGGGUUAUAAGCAUUUGCUGAUCCCUUUAAAAUCUUGAAAUGGACAAAAAUAAACUGGUGGUGAGUGGAUGCCUACUCUUACAGGACCUAAACAGAACUAGCUUAAGGAAGGAGUGCAAGAAAGUCACUCUACUUCUUACAACAUUAAAAAAAAAAAUUCAUUGUUUACUUUUAUGAUACUUAUACAUUGUGCCAUGCAACAACUUUAUUAAUAGCAUGACAAAGCUUCUGUUUGUAAGGAGUUAAGAAUUGGUAAUUAUUUGCUUCUUAGUCUGUUAUUGUAAAUGAAGUUAAUAACAUAUUCCAAAGAUGAGGUGACAUGUGGUUUGCUGGUCUUAGAUUUUAUAAGGUCUGUCAGUGACUUCAGUGUAGAUAAUUGUCACGUGCUUACGCUUAUGGUAGCUGCUGAGACGUAUCCUUACACACUCAAAAGCCACUCUGUAGUUCUUCUGAGAUUAUUUGUGCCUUGUAAAAUCAUAAAAUGGUGAAGUGUUAUGAGUAGGCACAGCAUCAUAUGUCUCUGUGACUGAGCAAUAUGAACAGUCAGAUGACUGUUUAGAUGAAAGAUCUUAAAUGCGAAACAUUUUGGAGAGGUGUUUAUUUUGGUUUAAUUUUAAGCUUCAUAGAAAAUAUUUUUGGAAUUUAGCAUGCACGCCUGUUUUCAGGUUUAUUUUAUUUCCCUGAAUUUGCAUGAAUGCCAGGGGAUUAGGUGGCUGUUGAUUUAUUUAGGUCUUUGAAGCUUUUCUAGCCUUAACCUAUUCAGCAGUUCUUGUGCCACACCACCAACAAGGGGAAUCUGUUCAAAAGGUACCUAUGGAAAGAGGAAAGAAAUAUUCUGGGGACAGAGAGAAAAGUUUUCUAUUCUGUGAUACAUAAGCCUUCAAAUAUUCCAGUACUUUGACAGGGGAAAGUGUUUUUACUUCUUUUUUCAAUUUUUUAAGUAUCAGUCUCUUGAUUUCUGUUCUGGUUGGUUGUUUCAGGGAUCAUGUUGCUAUUUUCUUGAACAGUCUCAUUGCCAAUGAAAGAGCGUGAUUUGUACAGUUCAUUUAUUUUUGUAAAUUAGUUGUAUCUUUAAUAUUGCACAUUUUAAAACAGCUCUAAAAAUAUAUAAAGAUUUUGGGAGUUUCUAACAAGUUUUCACUAAUCAGUGAAUACCACUGAGCUGAAUGCCUGUCAUGCUGUGGGAUAUGAUGAAAAUCUUCAGAAGCAGAGAGAUGAUUUACACAAGUAAGAUCAGAGUGAAUUCCAGUACAUUAAAGUGCUUUGGUUAUGCCAAGUCCUUCCACAUCUCACAUAUGAUACUUGAUCAUAGUGUGGAGCUAGCUACAAUUUUGUAUAUUUAUGAAGUCAUAAACUUGUAAGUUAGACAAAAUGUAAUCACCCUGUCCUGCAUUGUGUUAAGAAUAUACUGAGAAAGAAACUGCCCUUUAAUAUAAAAGAUUAUUCUUUUUCCCCAAAGAUGACCUGCUCAUAAUGUUCAUGGAUAACAAUAAUCAGUUAGAAAAAUCAUAUGCAUUGCAAUUUAAUGAUGAAAACUAAUAUGGAAUUAAGGUAUGUAUCUGAGACUGUUGUUCUGUCUCACAUCUGUAAUUUAUGACUGUUUAAAUUCUCUUGCAUGUCAUGUCAGUUUUAUGUACUGCAUAAAAGCAGUAUCAUAUUUUGACUGGGUAUUCAUUUAGUUGUGGAACUUUGUACCUUUACUCUGGAAGAACAUCUAGCCCACUUUAUUAAAGAAAGAAUUAUCAAG
Molecule: messenger RNA, 5773 nt
Organism: Calypte anna (Anna's hummingbird)
Lineage: Eukaryota; Metazoa; Chordata; Aves; Apodiformes; Trochilidae
Gene: TBC1D5
Product: TBC1 domain family member 5
Exons: 23
Coding region: 446-2863 (805 amino acids)
Biological process (GO): activation of GTPase activity
Molecular function (GO): GTPase activator activity
Source: RefSeq, a predicted model, not a curated record